Molecule: messenger RNA, 813 nt
Organism: Peromyscus maniculatus bairdii (prairie deer mouse)
Lineage: Eukaryota; Metazoa; Chordata; Mammalia; Rodentia; Cricetidae
Source: RefSeq, a predicted model, not a curated record
AUGCUCAUAAUUACCAUCACCUGCCAGGACCAGCGCUUACAGACACCCAUGUACUUCUUCCUCAGCAGUUUCUCCUUUGUGGAGUGUUGUUUUAUCACUACCGUUAUCCCCCAGCUGCUAGCCAUCUUUCUUUCAGGGAGGCAAAGGAUUUCCUUUGUAGCCUGCUUCACACAAGCCUUUGUCUUUCUUUUCCUGGGGGCAACGGUGUUUUUCCUUCUGGCUGUGUUGUCCCUGGACCGGUAUCUGGCCAUCUGCAAACCUCUGCAUUAUCCCACCAUCAUGAGCCCAAGGAUGUGCUUCUUUCUCGUUGCUGUCUGUUUAGUUCUGGGGUUCCUCUUCAUGGCCGUUCCAGUUGCAAUGCUUUCCCAGUCAUUUUACUGUGGCCCCAAUGUUAUUCCUCACUUUUUCUGUGAUUUUGGACCACUGGCAAAUCUCUCCUGUUCAGAAACCAGGUCUAUCGAAAUGCUGUUUUUUAAUCUUGCUUUAAUUGUGCUUUUUGCAACCCUUUUUAUAGCCAUCUUUGCAUACAGCAAUAUAGUCGUCACGAUCGUGCGUCUCCCAUCAGCCAGGGAGCGACAGAAAGCUUUCUCCACCUGUUCCUCCCACCUCAUCGUCCUCUCGCUGAUGUUCGGCAGCUGUGUGUUCAUAUACGUGAAACCGAAGCAGUCAAGCAGGCUGGACACCAACAGAGAGGCUGCUCUCGUGAACACGGUGGUGACGCCGCUCCUGAACCCUGUCAUCUACACCCUGCGCAACAAGCAGGUCCACCAGGCUCUGAGGGAUGCACUGUCCAGGGUCAUACUGCACAGAUAA